UCGUCUUUCUCAUCCCUGCAUCUCUAUCAUUCUUGACAUCUGCCAAUCUAUUUGAGUCCAAGAAUCCAAUCGUUGUCUUCUUGUGUCCUCUAUCUUCUUGUGUCCUUUAUCUCUCUUGAUAUCUUUUAUUUCCAUUUAGUUAUCUUUUGUUUUUCACUCCAUAUAAUAGUUCUUUUUACAUAUAACGGAUUCCCAACUACUUCACUAAUGAAUAACUUAACUGCUUGUAAAUUAGAACACAACCAGAAUAAAUAUGAUUGUAUAUAAUAACAGGUGAUCUCUAAAUUUAUAAUCAUUAUGUUAUUCUAUCUUUUUUCAAUUCAAAAUCAACUUUAAAAUGCUUGUAAGAAUUAUAAUAGUUUGGAGCUUGAGAAUCCUAAAUGCUAACAUGGAAAGUGGACAUACACUGAGGAGAAAAGGUAUGGCCAAUAGAAGUGGACUUAAAGUUUAUGAACCAGUUGGGUGGGAAUUGAAGCCAAUUGGCAGAGAUAGUGAUCAUAUAUCCAACUGCCUUGGUGAAAUUGUGGAGGCUUUCUGUUUGCCGCUAGCUGCAAACUCAGGGCUGGAAGCUGAGAUGAAGGCUCUGUUGGAAGGUAUCCUGAGGGCUAAGAGCUAUGGUAGGCAUUUAUGGAUGGAAACGAAUGCAGAAAUAUUGUGUUCAAUCCUAGAUAAGGGUCACAUCUUGGGCCGGCAGAGACGAGACACACCAUGAUAGAUAUAAGAAUCGCACUAAGAGUCUCACUAGGAGGAUAACACAUAUCCGGAGAGAAGGCAACAAAGCGGCUGACUUGCUGGCGUCUCUUGGAAAGGAGAGUGUGGAGCCAAAGAGAUGCAUAGGAAGGUCAGCCCCCGGCCACAGUGAGAGCCUUGGUGAGACUUGACAUUCUUGGCUGUUUUGGUUGCGUGGUGAGGAUAGUUUUGAUUUUGUUCUUUCUUUCUGUCUAGUUACUUGAGCAUAGAUUUUUGUUCUUUCAUUAUGUAUAGUUUCUUGGGCACUCCACUUUUGGCUUUUGGCUUUGUCGAAUUGUAAUAAUUGGAUUUUUGUUAUUCAAAUUUAGCAUUUUA
This is a messenger RNA of Salvia splendens (bonfire salvia), 1065 nucleotides long. RefSeq lists its product as uncharacterized. The transcript is spliced from 3 exons. The coding region runs from base 338 to 712 and encodes 124 amino acids. The record is from RefSeq and is a predicted model, not a curated record. NCBI's taxonomy places the organism in Eukaryota, Viridiplantae, Streptophyta, Magnoliopsida, Lamiales, Lamiaceae.